AUGAACCCGUAUUCAAUACCGCGCGCCAAUGCUCGAAAUGACCUCCCGCCACGACCAGCCGACGCACCCUGGACGGCAUCCCGGUGCAAGAGGAUUCUUCGACAAGUUACCAAUUUUGUCAACAGACUCGAAAGAUGGCACUCGACCUUGUUGGCCGCGCAAGGAGAGGGGAGAUCUUGUCAAGGCCACGUUGAGAGCUCUGCGGCCACCGAUACUGCGUCGGAUUGGCUGAGUACAGCAAGAAAGAAGAAAAGGCCGUUGAGAACAUAUUCUUCUCGCAAUGCGAAGACAAAGACGACCACAAAGACGACCCCAGAGACACCUUCGUCGAGGCGCACAUCGUCUCGAUAUACUCUGAGAACGCCACGUAGCAACGGUGUUCUCUGCGUCCCUCCGACGAUUCAGCAACAACCCGCACAGCAAUCAAGAGGACACCAUAGGAACAAAGCUGACGCCGGCGAGGAAGCCAUGGUAGACAAUGGGACGGGGACUGAGAGACACUGGCUACUUGGGACAUAUCCUUCGAAAGAACACGAAAUCCUGUUCAACCAGGGCUGCUCAAUCAUGUCGACCUUCCUAGUCGCAACUGCAAGUUCUACGGAUCCGUCACAGUACCAGGAUGGCAACCGUGUGCCUUCAAGACGCGGCGCCCGGUCACUAUUUGAUAUGAGCUUGGAUAAAAUCUGUCGAGAGGCCGUCGAGCAGCAGAGAGAAAGUGAUGCCAGCCACGAUGGAAACGACGGAAGGUGCGACAUCGUGGGCUCUUUCUUCCAGGAAAUGGAAGACUUCUUUGGCAACCCGGAAAACGGCUGGCCAUCACUGCGAGCGGCGGUACGCACAUGUGGCAUCUACAUGAUCACUCGUAUUACGGAAACAGGCAUCCUACCGGAAAGCAUGGCCAUGCAUUUCUUAACACAGUGGUCGUCUCCUCUAGUGGCUGACUUCCAAAGAGCUAUCCGCCGCUCAUUGCUGGAGGCGCGAAGUCACAAACAUGACGUAAAGCUCGUUUUCGACCAUUUGCUUGACGAAAAGAUACUCAAGAUGGAAUUGGACUCACAAUCUGUUCAUGGACUUACGAGCAUGUCGAUGGCACUACAGAUUCUCCAAAAUGCCGAAGAUCCUAUAUGUGCGAUUGAGCGCUUACGAUUCCGGAAUCUGUUCGUAAUCAUGGGAAUCUACCGCGAACCUCAGUCAAGGUUGAACAGCAUUGUACCACAGCUGCUCGAAGCAAUAUUUGUAACUUCUGUCGCCACAUCCGGUAAGGCCGAUCGGCGAGCACUUCUGCGUGGUGGCGAGCUCGAUACACCUGAAUCAUAUUGUACUACGAUAUCUGAUGCCACCAUUAAAAGACUCACAUAUGGCUGGAGUAUGAUGGUGGCACUUUGUAUCAGAGAGCACACACGCACAGCUUACCGUCCCUUGGUGGAGAGAAUCUCCAAACAAGUGCAGACAGUGGUUGAGCUGGACGUACACUUGGAGAUGACUGCUAAUCAACGUGGUGUUGCUGCUCAUGUCUUCUUGGGCAAUCUCUUUCAAAGCCUGAUCCAUCAUGAUGACGUCGACUUGGGUCUGUUGGCAAGUCUCGACUCUAUUCUUUCCGACGAAUGCUUCUCCCUGAUCUCUGGCCCCGUCAUCGCCAUGAUUCUUUACGAGUGUGGCAAGUCUCAAGAUAGUUUGCGCACUUUCCUAAGGCAGCUGUUGGAGAUAGACUGUGGCGACUAUCGAAGGCUGAAUGUGGCGCUUACCAAGCUCGGUGUAGAAGCUGUGCAGGAAUAUGCCGUUGAACAUGCCGAGCAGGGUUCUAACGAAGCAUGGACAAUGGCGAUCAUUGAAGCAUUCGAAGCAAAGCAGCAGCGAAACGUUGCUAGCGUUCCAGGGAUUCCUUCGAGGCAACUUGAGACGACCUACACAUGGGAUCCAACGAUUGCGGAUUGGAUCGCCGUAACUCCUAGCGCUAGCCGAAACGUCGAGAACAGCACGGACAGCAGUUCGCAAGGCGAGGAAUGUGCGCACAGCAAACCCACGUCAAAAAGAAAAGUCCGUGCCGUUUCAGACCGACGGCCUCUUGCACCCUUGUCUCGCAACAGUAUCCACGAAGGCCCAUAUCAGAACAGACGAAGAAGUGAGCCAGCCGGUUUGGAGACGCAAUGGGACGGCGAUUUUCAGUACAAGCGGGUAAAGCGCGCUGGCCGGCAGACGACCGCGACGAUGAAGACCAGACAUAGUAUGGAUGACACUGAUGAAUCUGUGGAUGAGUUGAGUUUGCUUACAUAG
Messenger RNA from Exophiala spinifera, 2274 nucleotides. RefSeq lists its product as uncharacterized. The transcript has a single exon. NCBI's taxonomy places the organism in Eukaryota, Fungi, Ascomycota, Eurotiomycetes, Chaetothyriales, Herpotrichiellaceae. The coding region runs from base 1 to 2274 and encodes 757 amino acids. The record is from RefSeq and is a predicted model, not a curated record.